Centruroides sculpturatus (bark scorpion) is the source of this 3323-nucleotide messenger RNA. RefSeq lists its product as uncharacterized. The record is from RefSeq and is a predicted model, not a curated record. Bases 1 to 3108 code for a protein of 1035 amino acids. Gene Ontology annotation, biological process: DNA integration. The transcript is spliced from 2 exons. Gene Ontology annotation, molecular function: nucleic acid binding. Lineage: Eukaryota; Metazoa; Arthropoda; Arachnida; Scorpiones; Buthidae.
AUGAGUCGGCCAUAUUACGCUGCUUUCGAUGCACCGGAAGUCAUAACCCGAAUAAUUGCUCAGGUAAUCUGUAAUUUCUACGGAAAUAAGGGACACAUAGAAAAAGCAUGUAUCACGAAACAAAAGAGUGGAGGAAGAAAAAUUCCAAACCAGGGAAGAAACCAAAUUGGGCCACAACGGAAAGAGGUAUCCAGCCAGAGAGCCAAAGUACACCGAAUUGAGGAACAUAAAAAUUUAACAUCGAAUCCGGUAGAGGAAUAUACAUCUCUAUUCAAAAUACGUGGAAGUAAGAUACCACCCUUAAAAAUCUUAAUCAAUAUUGAAAAUAUACCAGUCAUGAUGGAAAUUGAUUCAGGGGCUGGGUACACUGUAGUGAGUGAACAGACCUUAAAAGAAAUUAAAAUCCAGCGAGACCAGUUAGAACCGGAAGAAGUCAAAUUACAGACAUGGGCGGAUCAGAAUCUGGAGGUAGUGGGCACUACAAUGGUGAGUGUACAAUUUAAAGGAAGAGUUAUGAAUCUGUCAUUGUUAGUGAUUAAAGGAAAUGGACCAGGACUUGUUGGAAGAAAUUGGUUUGAACCAUUAGGAAUCAGAAUAGAGGGACUAUAUCACCAACAUGAUCCAGUUAGAACUUCUAAGUGGCCCACUUCUGUGGUACCCGUUGCAAAACCAGAUGGAAGUGUACGUUUAUGUGGAGAUUACCGCUGCACUGUAAACAGAGAGGCAAUAAAAGUAGAUGUAUACCCAUUGCCGGCCAUUAACGAUAUACUUGCUUCAUUAUCUGGUGGAAAGGUAUUUGCCAAGUUGGAUUUUAAGGAAGCGUACUUCCAAUUUCCUGUGGACCAGGAGUCGUCUGAGAUACUGACUAUCAACACCUGCAAGGGUUUAUAUAGAAUGAAAAGAUUACCAUUUGGAGUGAGUAGUUGUCCUGCUAUUUGCCAGAGAGAGAUGGAAAAGAUCGUAGGAGGUAUUACAGGGACAAUUGUGAUGAUAGAUGAUAUACUUGUCAUGGGACUCAAUGAAGAAGCCCUACAUCAAAAGUUGAGGAAAAUUCUUAACCGGAUUUCAGAAGCUGGACUAAAACUGAACAAAAGCAAAUGCCUAUUCAAAACAAAUCAACUUCAAUUUUUAGGAUAUUUGAUAGAUGCUCAGGGCAUUCGACCCACACCGGAUAAAAUUGCGGCGAUUCAACAGGUUCAGGACCUGAGAAACAAACAAGAGUUACAAGCAUUUUUGGGAUUUGUAAACUUCUAUGAUAGAUUUUUGAAAGAUAAAGCAACGGAAGCUGAACCAUUAUAUAGACUCCUAGACAAAAACAAACCAUGGAUCUGGAAAAAAGAACAAAGCAAAGCAUUCGUGAAGAUAAAAAAGAUGCUAACACCAGAAACAUUAUUAAUCCAUUAUGAUUUAAAUAAACCAGUAUUGUUGUCAUGUGAUGCUUCACCAUAUGGAGUUGGAGCAGUACUUUCACACAUAUUACCAGAUGGAUCAGAAGCUCCUAUAUACUUUGCAUCGAGGACACUCCACCCAGCAGAAAGAAAUUAUUCACAAUUCGAGAGAGAAGUAUUAGCUAUAAUCUUUGGCAUCACAAAAUUUCAUAAUUACCUAGCUGCUCGAAAUUUUACUAUAUAUACGGAUUGUAAGCCAGUUGUGGGCCUUCUGAACCCUGCUAAACCAAUUCCUGAUUUAAUCUCACCCAGAAUGAUUCGUUGGUGUUUGAGAUUAGCAGCAUACUCAUAUAGGAUUGAACAUCGUCGGUCAGCAGAGAUGACUAACGUUGAUGCAUUAUCGCGUAUACCAACUACUGUGGAAGAAAAGACUAUCCCCGAACCAGGAGAGAUAUUCCUUAUAUUUGAACAGCCAGAAUUGCCCAUCACAUCUCAGGAAGUAAGCAGAGAGACAAACAAAGACUCAGUGUUAAAAAGAGUUGAACAUGCAAUCUUACACGGAUGGCCACUUAGUAGUCCAGAAGAACUUAUGCCUUUCGCUAGGCGUAAGCUAGAACUUUCAAUUCACCGCGGUUGCAUUUUAUGGGGACAAAGAGUAGUUAUCCCUAGAACCUUGCAACCACAGCUAUUACACCUGUUACACUCCACACAUGAGGGCAUGUCUAGAAUGAAAAGAACAGCCAGGAGCUAUUUUUGGUGGCCUGAAAUGGACUCCCAGAUUGAAGAGACAGUAUCGAUGUGUAGAAAAUGCCAAGAACAGAGGUCAAACCCAACCCCAGUUAAAGACACUCAUUGGCCAUCACCCUCGGGACCUUGGGACCGAGUACACAUUGAUCAUGCAGGACCACAUUAUGGACGUACAUAUUUUAUUCUAGUGGAUGCUUAUUCGAAGUGGGUGGAGGUAGAAGAAGUACAAACUCAGUCAACCCAGGAAACCGUGAAACUAUUGAGAAGAAUAUUUAGUACACAUGGACUACCAAAUACAAUUGUAUCCGACAAUCAUCAAAGCUUUAAAUCCCAAGAAAUGGAAGAAUUUAUACGAAAAAAUGGGAUACAGCACAUAUUUACCCCUCCAUAUCAUCCCUCUUCCAACGGACAAGUAGAGAGACAAGUGCAAACUAUAAAGAAGAGAAUCGAAAAAUUACAUCACAGCCAAGAAAAAAGUGAGGUGUUGCUCCCCAGACUUUUGUUUAGCUUACGCACAACACCUAGUAGCACUACAGGAAAAACGGCAGCAGAACUGUUGAUGGGAAGAAGACUACGUACCGUCUAUGAUCGAUUAAAUCCACACCUAUAUAAGGAGAGAAAAGAGGAAACAAGAAUACGAGAAUUCCAAAUAGGAGACAACAUCAAUUACAGAUGUUAUAGAGACGCUAAGAAGUGGAAACCAGGUAAGGUGACACAGAAGACCGGACCAUAUACAUACAUGAUAGCCUCACCAGAAGGAACUAUAGAAAGAAGACAUAUUGAUCAACUGAUAGCUCGAAGAGAACUACCACUCCAGAACAAGCAACAUCCAGUUUGUCAGAACAACCAACAUCCAGCUCCCCAGAAUAAUCAACAUCAGGACAAAGGACCACCGGUUAGAAGGAGCUCUAGAACACAGACACUACCGGCAUAUCUCCGAGACUUCAUUUUAGAGGAGGAAGAUCUGUUGUAACGUUGUGACUUAUCUGUAGUAACAUGAUCUGGGUGUCGGGUCAGGGGUGAACAUUCCAACACACCUUUCGGGAGUCGGGGAGAGUUCUUGUGUAGUUGUCACCCCAGUCGGUUGUAUCGAGAAGGAAUAAAGUUAAUUGUUGAUUAACUAGUGUUUUUUAUGUGCAACAAUGUCGAAAACAAAAGCGAUAUAAAAGACACUCAUCUAUCAAUUUA